Messenger RNA from Mercenaria mercenaria, 5979 nucleotides. Its product is annotated as polypeptide N-acetylgalactosaminyltransferase 5-like. The transcript has 11 exons. Gene Ontology annotation, cellular component: Golgi apparatus. NCBI's taxonomy places the organism in Eukaryota, Metazoa, Mollusca, Bivalvia, Venerida, Veneridae. Bases 312 to 2033 code for a protein of 573 amino acids. The record is from RefSeq and is a predicted model, not a curated record.
ACCGAAAGCUGUUGUGACAGUGUGCAGGAACUCAAUAUGUUUGCGGCUUCUUUGGAGACUGUGUUGUGAAAUACUGACAUGGAUUUGUAGAUAUACCUACUCUGUUACUGUCUAAAAUAAUGUGGAGUCAUUGAAGAAUUAACAUGUUUAUGUUGUUGGAAAUGUGACAUUUGUAUUCUGUACAUUAUUUAUCAAAACACUAGCAAUCUUUAAAGAAUUAUAAAGUAUGUUUGCCUUUGAGGGGUAUCUAGUAGUAGUUACAUUGAUAUACAUGUUAUUAUGCGUAUUAAUAUUCUAUUAAAGAACGAAAAAUGAAAUGGGUACAUCGUAUGAUCUCAGUGACAAUUUUGUAUGCAACAACUCUGUUGUAUUUGGUUGUACGGAUACAACAUAACGCGGAGUUUUCCAAAGAAUCGUUUCCAAUAAGCGACUGCAUCGAACCUCUGUCGGAAAACCCCAAGCCAGAAAAGAUUACAAACAACGUACCAGAAAAUGAUGACGGAAACAUUAAAGUAUAUGAGAGGAGACAGUUCGGUCCAGGAAUCAACGGGUCUGCAGUUGCUGUAGAUGAGCGAGAAAUUGAGCCGGAAGAUAUGCCACAGUUCCGAGACGAUUAUGCAAACGAUGAUUUUAAUGGAUACCUUAGUGAUAUCAUCUCACUACACAGAAUCGUGGCAGAUUAUAGACCUGACAUAUGUCGGGCACAGAAAUACCUGGACGCUUUGCCGGAAAUGGGCGUGGUCAUUCCGUUCAAAAACGAACAUUUGAGUAUUCUUCUGCGAACAGUGUACAGUAUACUGUACAAUACUCCAGAACAUCUGCUCAAGGAAAUUGUGUUAGUUGACGAUGGCUCCGUUAAUAGUGAACUAAAAUCCAUUCUUGACGUUCAUCUUGCAAAUCUGCCGAAGGUUCGAGUCCUACGACUUAGAAAGUCCGUUGGGUUGAUGAUGGCCCGGCAAGCUGGGAUAAACAGUUUGGACGCAGAAUACUUUGUCUGCUUGGACUGUCAUAUGGAAGUUUUACCAGGUUGGAUAGAACCACUACUCAGUCGUCUGUUAGAGGAGCCGAAAGCACUUCUGUGUUCCAAUGUAGGAUCAAUCGACAGGCACACGUUUAAGCUACAUCACGCCGAAAUUUGGCAAAUACUAUAUAUUUUCCCAUUUCUUCUUUUUAAUUUGGAUACAACUUCGGCAAAAUACAAAAAGUCUUUCGUAGACUCAAGAGGCAGCGAUGCAGAUCCUUUCCCAUUCGGGAUUAUUCAAGGUAUGAUGAUUGUAAUGAGGAAGUCUUGGUUCCAGCAGUUGGGCGGGUUCGAUCCCGGCAUGAAGAUCUGGGGCAGCGAACAGAUGGAACUCUCUAUCAAGGUAUGGACGUGUGGCGGGCGUGUUGAAAUGAUUCCUUGUUCAUUUGUUGCACACAUGUUCCGGCGGAAUGUCUGGAAAAUGAAAAAUGAAGGCGUGGCUAACAUACUUCGAGUAGCGGAGGUGUGGCUUGAUGACCACAAAUACAAGAUACAUAAAUACUAUCACAACAGAAGGAAACAGAUUGAUAUUGGUGAUGUAUCAGACCGGAUUAGAAUCCGCAAGGAAAACAACUGCAAACCUUUCAACUUCUACCUCGACAAAAUUCGAGAGUUUGCACAUUUCGAGUUUACCGAAGUACAACAAACAGGGGCGGUCAAAAACCUGAAAACAGAAAUGUGUUUGGACGCUUUACCAUCUAAAAAAGGCCCGAUACAAUAUUGGUGUCAUGGAGACGAACUACAGUUCUUUGAGCUGACAGACUCUGGGAAACUACGUUUCCUGGAACACUGUAUGUUGCCAAAGGGAAACAACUCUGUUCAGAUGAAAUUCUGUACACAUGAGAUCCGAGAUGAACUCGAAGCCGAAUGGGAUUAUACAGAGAGUAAACAGAUUAAGCACGUGCAAAGUGAACGCUGUUUAACGGCAGCAGACGACAAAAAAUCAAUUCAGCUUAACACGUGCUUAAACGACAAUCCUAACCAAGUGUGGUCUUGGUACUCGAUGAAAUGAGUUUGUUAUUUAAAUAGACUUUUUCAAAGAAGAAGGGAGAGUCACAGGAUACGAGUACUGCACAAGACGAACCAUCAGAAAUGGUCACGUAUUAAAACGUAUACAACAGUCAGUGCUUAAUGAAAUUGUCAUAUACCAAUUUAACCAGAUGAUUAAUAUCAUUAGUAUUUACGACAGUGCAAAAAUAUUACAAGGAAUGUUUUUACAACAUUUAGAUGCAAUGGAGAACCUGUACAAAUGUUGUUCUCGUAUAUAGAAUCCUGUAUGAAAGUGGUUUCUUCUUCUUUUUCAUAUAAUCACAUCUUACUUCUUAAUUAAAAUGUUAUUACAUGUGUAUCCAAUAUGUCAGACUGUAGUUUUUAUUAGAAUUAUAAAUGACUGGAUUGCGGCAAGAAAUUUCUUUGCUGGCUUGUUUUUGUUUUUCAUAAAGAACUCAAAAAACUCACAUACUCGGUACAAGUUCAGAACCACAUACACUAUCUACUGGUGUUCCUCAGGGUUCGGUGUUAGGUCCUUUUCUUAUUGUUUUAAUCCAUAUAAAAUGACCUACCUUUGUCCAUGGGAAAACACUGAUAUAUUUGCUGCCGAUGCAACCAUUUCAGCUUCUGAUAUAUCCCUAAAUACAGUUGUAAAAUCUCUUACAUGUAGGCGAUAUCUUAAAUGUCGGCACGUGGUGUGAUUGAAAUAGCAUGUCUGUCACAGCCAGCAAAACUAGUCGUGUGUAUAUAUCCUCAAAAAACAAACAAACAAACUUGUAUUUGUGAGAAAAUUGCUAUGCAUUGCAAUUGAUAUUGAGCAAUAAUUAUAUCAUAUCACUAAUACAUGUUUUCUUCUGGAACGGGCCAUAUGUAUUGCGAAAUAUUUUAAACAUAGGAAUAGAAAGAAAUGUUUUAUACGAGACAGUAAGUGUAACAAUGAAUUGCAUUUUCAAGAUUAUUAUCGAUAUGACUAUGCCAAUCACAUGAAAAGUACACACCACGCAUAAAGACGCCAUACUGCUUUUUUUCAUGGCGUACUUAACGUCACGUCUCUAAAUACCUUCGGUAGUUUAUUCAAAUUUCAGAUAUGACAGGUAAAAUAAUGUUCUUCAUGCAUAUUUUGUUAUCUCUAUUUUUAUGCCCCCGAAAGGAGGCAUAUUAGUUUUCAACUGUCCUUCCGUUCGUUCGUUCGUUCGUUAGUUAGUUCGUUCGUCACAACGUUAACUUUUUGCAUGAAGGCACUUUACUCGCGAACCACUGCACCCAGGACCUUCAAACUUCACUUGCUGAUAGUACUUAUUGAGUACACUACUCCUACUGACUUUGGGGUCACCAGGUCAAAGGUCAAGGUCACAGGGGCCAACGAUAACUUUUUGCAUGAAGGCACUUUACUCGCGAACCACUGCACCCAGGACAUUCAAACUUCACAUGCUGAUAGUACGUAUUGACUACACCACUCCUACUGACUUUGGGGUCACUGUGGCAGGAAAGGCCGUACCGGCGACAGUAACCAUCAGAACAAAUCAACACCCUUUACAAUAUUUACAAAUUUAUUUACAAAAGAUGAUUAUUAACAAUGAAUAGAUAUGAAAAGAAAAAAAAAACUGAUUAUAAGAAAGAAAAAAAAGAAAGUUCAGUAUCUCUAGAUACAGAAGUUCUUAAAUUCCAUUCUAAUCUGACGUGACACAGUUCUUUAAUUCAAUUGUGAACUUUAAGUAGCACAAACAAAAUGUAGCUUCUAAAUUCAGUCCCUUUAAACCGUGAAUACGUUGAUUCCGUGUUGGCUCCCUAUGGUGGUAGGUGAUUGCAUCCCUGAGCUGACUUCAGAGGAUAACAAAAAUCAUCGUCUUUGCGGUUUACGGCACAACCAUGGGACGAAAGCUCUGCGCUGGGAAUAUCACAUCCAGGCGAGUGAAGACAAGUGAACCUCGGGCAUUGUACUUCCGGGUUAUGACAUCACCAGGAAAAAUCGUCUGGCGGAAGAAGCUAAAAUAUAUAACAUAUGGUAAGCACCAUAGCAAAACAAAUAAAUCAGGGCAUAAAACUGCUCCUUUGGGUACACCAUACCUCCGUAGGCUCCCAUAAAUAAUACGUGCUACUUAUACAAAACAUAUGUGCUACUAAGUUCAAACGUCACAUGAUUAAGAUACGUCACUUAUUACUUCCAUUAUUACAAAGAUUACUUACUUAAAAGACUAAAGUUAAAGUAUGAAAAAGAUAUGAAAAGUAUAUGAUGAAACAUUAUAGUAAUGGAAAUGAUAAACUGCAGCCAUUAUUUACAACUACAAAUUAACAAAAUUCAAUGUAAAUCAAACGUUAUAUCAUAGUUGGCAUCCAUAUAAUAUCAAAUGCCAUACACUACAACGGACAUUAAUUAGAUGUGCUAUAGACUGGCACACAAUUACAAAUUACAAUAAUAUAUUACAUACAUGGUACUAGACUUGCCAUAUAGAUUUAUACAUAACAAUACAAUGCAGUAAUGGCGUUCCAUAAUUAACAAAAAUGUUUGACAUAAGUUUUUGAAACAAAGUACUUUAUAAAUAUCAUGUUACAAAUUUCAGUACAAAUUUUACAUCUUAUAUAAACGAAACAUUUUAGAUUCCUCUUUCGAAAUAAUUUACAAAAGUCUGAAAAAUUUAAUAAAUCAUCCUGACAUACCGAAACUAGCUAAAAUCAUAUGCCGAAAAGUAAAUGUUACAGAAUUCUGUAGAAUGAACAAAAAUUUACCAAAUAAAAAUCGUAAUGCAAAAAUCAUACAAAAAUCUAACAAAUAAAUUUCUUACCUCGAUCGAGCAUAAAUUUCUAGCAAGAAAAUAAUUCAGACAUAGAUUCGUCUAUAAAGUCGUAAGGUGGUGUGCGCAAGGCAUAACUAGUCUAGUCUAUUUAAAGGGUAAUGUCCCGCCAAAUACUAAAUUUCAUUGGAUUCACGGCUAAGCCGUGGACUCUUACUAUUUCUAUUUUCACGGGAUUCACGAUAUAGCCGGGGAAUCUAACUACUUUGGCGCGAAUUUAAAUUGACAAUUUGAGGCCCAUUAUAGUGGUUUUGGGGAUAAAAACAUAAAUUACUGAAGUUUAUAAAAUAUCAACUUUCUUAUUACUGAACAGAAUUUAAUGAAAUUUACAUGGAAAUUUAAGUUAUGAAAUACAGAAAAACAUGAGAGGUAUUUCAUGCGUGAAAUCUGACAUUUACCUCAAUAACUCAAAAAUUUACAAAAAGAUGAUGCAAUACCUGCAUUUACAAUACAUAUAAAAUAAGGCCCGUAUGUCAAUUUGUGACAGUCACCAGGUCAAAGGUCAAGGUCACAGGGGCCAACGUUAACUUUUUGCAUGAAGGCACUUUACUCGCGAACCACUGCACCCAGGACCUUCAAACUUCACUUGCUGAUAGUACUUAUUAAGUACACCACCCCUACUGACUUUGGAGUCACCAGGUCAAAGGUCAAGGUCACAGGGGCCAACGUUAACUUUUUGCAUGAAGGCACUUUACUCGCGAACCACUUCACCCAGGACCUUCAAACUUUACUUGCUGAUAAUACUUUAUGAGUACACCAACCCUACUGACUUUGCUGUAACACAAUGAUAGCUCGCAGGUCAGUUUUCCGUUAAUUCAUCAUUGUGUUUAUUUUAUCUAUUAUUGAUUUUGGUAGAUAAUCCUGAUAAUUCUUACAAAUGAUACGCAUUCUGUUUACAUGCGAAGGUCAUUGUUGGUAUUUACUACUCAAGCAAAUUUCGUAACAUCGGAGUGUUUUAUCCAUUACGUUUUGGGCUAAAUGACUUUGUUUACUAUUAUUAGAUCAGAUAUUGCGAAAUUCUCAAAUGAAAUUGAUUUGGUCAGCCUUAAUUACUUUAUUUUUGUUUUCGAUGGAAUUUUCAUAUAUUGGCCAGAAAUGUUAAUUACUUUGUUUACCUGUUCAGCAUAUUGUUGUUGUUUACAAUUUAUACAAAAUGAAUCACCGUUGAAUGUUUUA